AUGACAGAAUCUCUAGCGCACUUGUCGCCAUCAACAAUUACCCCAUAUUUUACCCGUUUAUCGAUUGAAGUAGUUCAAGGUUCCGGCAUUGGCUACAAGCACGAAACUCUUAUCAGUACCUUCUUAAGGUCCAUAGGUGAUAGUCCGACUGCACCAAAAGCUGCAAAGUUGGAGAUUCAAUAUAACAAACAAUGGUUGGGUGUGCGUAUGGCACGCAAAUGCCUGUAG
Molecule: messenger RNA, 228 nt
Organism: Sclerotinia sclerotiorum 1980 UF-70
Lineage: Eukaryota; Fungi; Ascomycota; Leotiomycetes; Helotiales; Sclerotiniaceae
Exons: 1
Coding region: 1-228 (75 amino acids)
Source: RefSeq, a predicted model, not a curated record